Messenger RNA from Neoarius graeffei (lesser salmon catfish), 1548 nucleotides. RefSeq names its product ATP-sensitive inward rectifier potassium channel 12-like. Bases 1 to 1548 code for a protein of 515 amino acids. The record is from RefSeq and is a predicted model, not a curated record. Gene Ontology annotation, molecular function: inward rectifier potassium channel activity. Gene Ontology annotation, biological process: potassium ion import across plasma membrane; regulation of monoatomic ion transmembrane transport. The transcript is spliced from 3 exons. Lineage: Eukaryota; Metazoa; Chordata; Actinopteri; Siluriformes; Ariidae. Gene Ontology annotation, cellular component: plasma membrane.
AUGAGUAGCAACAGAACCACCAGGUACAGCAUUGUUUCUCCUGAUGAGGAAAGGCUGAAGAUCUCGACUCUUGGGCUUCACAACGGCCACAGCUCACCUGGGAGCGCCAUGAGCAGUGCCACCGCUAGUGUAGGUGGCUACAACAUGGAGAGCAGCUACAAUGGGAAAAUCUCCACAAGGGGGCGUGGCCAAGUGAGGAGCCGUUUUGUUAAAAAAAAUGGCCAAUGUAACGUUGUAUUCUCCAACAUGGAGGACAAACCACAGCGCUACCUAGCUGAUAUAUUCACAACCUGUGUGGACAUCCGCUGGCGCUACCUACUUCUCAUCUUCUGCACAACAUUCUUAGUGUCAUGGCUGAUUUUUGGAUUGAUUUUCUAUAGUGUGGCCCUCGCACAUGGAGAUUUUGACCCUGAUCAUCAUGAGGAGUGGAAGCCAUGUUUGCUCCACGUGGAAGGGUUUCUUGGCGCCUUCCUGUUUUCAAUCGAGACUCAAACAACGAUUGGAUAUGGCUGGCGCUGUGUCACUGAGGAGUGUCCAGUUGCCAUAGCAACAGUAGUGGUGCAGUCCAUUUUGGGAUGCAUCAUUGACUCAUUCAUGAUUGGUACUAUCAUGGCUAAGAUAGCAAGACCCAAGAAGCGAAAUCAGACGCUGCUAUUUUCCCAAAAUGCUGUUAUAGCACUACGGGAUGGGAAGCUGUGCCUCAUGUGGCGUGUCGGAAAUCUCCGGAAAAGCCACAUUGUUGAAGCUCAUGUCCGAGCACAGCUGAUUAAACCCAGAGUGACAGAGGAGGGCGAGUUCAUCCCACUGGAGCAGACAGACCUGAAUGUGGGUUAUGAUGAAGGAACUGACCGCCUUUUCCUCGUCUCACCUCUUGUCAUCGUUCAUGAGAUUGAUGAAGACUCGCCGCUCUGGGCCAUGAACCGCUCCGAUCUGGAAAACAAUGCCUUUGAGAUCGUUGUAAUUCUUGAGGGAAUGGUAGAAGCCACUGCUAUGACGACACAAGCACGAAGCUCAUACCUGUCCCAGGAGAUCCUUUGGGGUCAUCGAUUCGAACCGGUUGUGUAUGAAGAUCACGAUCGCUACCAAGUGGACUACGCUCGCUUCCACAAGACCUACAUAGUUCCUUCGACUCCUUCUUGCAGUGCUAAGGAGCUCAGUGAAUUAGCGAGCCAUCAGUCGUCCAAAGCGUCGUCACAAUCCGGGACGCCGAUUAGUCGCAGGACCCAUUUUCUGCGACCACCUUGCUCACCAAGUGCGUUCUGUUAUGAGAAUGAAGUGGCUCUGUUCUCUGGAGAAGAGGAGGAUGAGGAAGGAAUAAAUAAGAGCAGAGUAGAGGAUGGUCUGACGACACUAGAAACGGAUCUGACGGCACUAACUACGACUGGCAUUGCGCCAGAAUUCCAAAAAAUGUUCCAGGAUGCUCCAACAGUAACUUCUGGAAACAACGUCCUCUGUGUGCUGGACAUGGACAAUCAGAUGGAGUUUGAUAUCCUUCAGACGUCCAUUCCUCUUGAUCCUCUGACAUACAAAAGCGAAUCAGAGAUAUGA